AUGGUGAUUGGACACUGGUUUUCAGAGCUCAGAAACACAUCAAUUCCUCUCUGUAUGACACGUGGAUCAGCAUGGGUCAACAUGACGACAACCCACUGUCCAGUAGCUCAUUGAACGGAUGUUACAGACUGGACAAUUUAGGGAGAUGUAAGAAGCACUUCAGGAGUUUUAUCUUGGACAAUUGGACUAACGUCAAAAAGGUGAAGUUUUCUGUUUAUGUCAAUGGGUCUGAGGUCAAGUACAUAGAGUUUGAUGGAGCCUCCACUACCAGAGAUACUUGGUUUAAACAGGCUUUAAUUUCCAAUUCUUCCUGGUUGGACAUAAUAACAGACACAUCUAUACGUGACUUCAGUUUACAAGGAUACACUAACAACGGCCUUGCAAGAAGAUUUGUCAUCUGUGGUAACUAUGGGUCAUGCUCAGCUGAUGUUGCUUAUUUCCUGGCCGUUGACCAGGUCUAUGAAUAUUGUCAGAGUAAUUGGAAUGUGCCUAAUGGUAGUUUCCCCAUCUUCAUCACAUCCAAAUCAGAAAACAUGACAAAAAUUAGUUCAAAAGAUCACAUCCUUGCUGAUGUCAUGGCUGUAUUUGUCAAGUUUUAACAAGCAUAGAAAUUAGUCAAAGUAAUGUAAAAGCUUAAAAGAUUUUUUAGUCGACAAAGUCAAGUGAGCACGAAAUGAGUUUGUUUGAUGACUUCUUGGAUAAUGCAAAAACUACGGAUAGG
Messenger RNA from Biomphalaria glabrata, 721 nucleotides. RefSeq lists its product as uncharacterized. The record is from RefSeq and is a predicted model, not a curated record. The coding region runs from base 72 to 599 and encodes 175 amino acids. NCBI's taxonomy places the organism in Eukaryota, Metazoa, Mollusca, Gastropoda, Planorbidae. The transcript is spliced from 4 exons.